AUGGCAGCCCAAACACUGCCUGCCUCCGGGGCAGCCGUGACGUUCAACACCCAGCGCACGCGUGCCUAUCUCCUCAAGCUGCCGCUUUUCACAAGAGCCACGGUGCUGAUCAUUGUCUUGACGUGGGUCCUGACGUUGGUCGGAAAAUCAUGGGAUUGGGACGUCAAGACGUGGGGAGCGUUGAUACCGGACGAAAUUGGGAUUGCGACAUUAUACCGCAUCAACACAUUCCCCUUCAUCCACCUGAACAUCUUUCACGCAGUACUCAACAUCAUUGCAUUCACGCCUCUUCUCGAGAGGUUUGAGCAGGAGCAUGGUACUCUGACCGCUGUAGCGCUCUUCUUUGGCCCAUUCGCCACGAUACCCGGCCUGAUCUACGUCUUCAUCGAAAGAUUCAUCCUUCACGCCAACACACCAGUUAUGGGAGCCAGCAUGUGGGUGUUCCUGCUGCUUGGCAUGGAAGCCAUUCGCACCUACAAGACCAACCCUUACUUCACCAUCAGCACCUACAACAUCCCUACUUGGAUCACUCCUUUGUUGCUGGUGGUCGUUACUGCUGCGUUGCUGCCGAGCUCAAGCUUCCUCGGCCACUUGGCUGGUCUGCUUGUCGGUUAUGGAUUCGGUCUUGGCUACCUCAAGUUCCUCGCCCCUCCCGAGUGGGCGUUGCGCUUCAUCGAAGGCAAGCUCAACCUCUUGGGCAGACUGCCUCAUUACGUCAGCGUGGACCAGAAGACCUUUGGCAGAUUUGGUGUUCUCCCCCAGUCCGCCUCUUCAGCCGAGGCUGGCAUUCCGUUUGCCGGGGUCUCCGGUGGUCAGCGAUGGGACCUUGAACAGAUAACACGGGUUCCAGGAGCAAUACUGCCACUACGUACAUGA
This is a messenger RNA of Sordaria macrospora k-hell, 876 nucleotides long. RefSeq lists its product as uncharacterized. Gene Ontology annotation, molecular function: serine-type endopeptidase activity. Gene Ontology annotation, cellular component: membrane. The record is from RefSeq and is a predicted model, not a curated record. NCBI's taxonomy places the organism in Eukaryota, Fungi, Ascomycota, Sordariomycetes, Sordariales, Sordariaceae.